Messenger RNA from Papaver somniferum (opium poppy), 735 nucleotides. Its product is annotated as pathogenesis-related protein 1A-like. Bases 52 to 588 code for a protein of 178 amino acids. Lineage: Eukaryota; Viridiplantae; Streptophyta; Magnoliopsida; Ranunculales; Papaveraceae. The transcript has a single exon. The record is from RefSeq and is a predicted model, not a curated record.
CCAGUACAACAUCCCUUAGAGAAAAACUAAAUAUUUUUAGAGUUUACUUCGAUGGGCAGGUUCUCUCAUAUGAAGCUUGGGUCAUCAUCAGUUUCUAUUAUGAGUCUCCUUAUUAUCAUAACCAUGUCCUUGUUAAGUCAUACCUCUCAAGCCUCACCCACACCCAGAUAUUUUAAAAAGGCUUUAGAGAGGCACAAUCUUGCUCGGGCUGCGGUAGGUGUUGCUCCCCUUAAAUGGAGUGAUAGGAUUGCAGCUUAUGCAAGAAGAUGGGCUGAUAAGAGAACAGCCGACUGCAGACCGCUCCACUCUACCGGAGGAUAUUACGGUGAGAAUCUUGCAUUGGGUCCUUGGGGAGGACCAUUUCUUGUAGCAGAUGCCGUAAAUAUGUGGGUGGGGGAGAAAAAAUAUUAUGACCAUGAAACCAACUCAUGUCAUGCGCCGCCGGGUGAAUCUUGUGGGCAUUACAUGGCAGUCGUCUGCCGUAGGUCUACUCAUAUUGGUUGUGCUAAAAGGAUUUGCCAUGAUGGUGGUAUAUUUAUCAUUUGCGACUAUGGUCCUCCGGGCAAAUUAGGUGAACCUCCGUAUUAGAAACUGAAUUGGGAUUUUGGAAGAUCUUUUGCUAUCUUGUUCAUUAAGUAUGCUCAUAUUUUUAGGACAAACGAAAGAUGUUAUUUAGGAUCUUUCAUUGUAAUAAAACUUUUCAAUGAUAUGAGAUUUCUUUAGUCUUUCCAUUUC